Sclerotinia sclerotiorum 1980 UF-70 is the source of this 1644-nucleotide messenger RNA. RefSeq lists its product as hypothetical. Gene Ontology annotation, molecular function: glucan endo-1,3-alpha-glucosidase activity. The coding region runs from base 1 to 1644 and encodes 547 amino acids. The transcript is spliced from 4 exons. Gene Ontology annotation, biological process: mating projection tip cell wall disassembly. Lineage: Eukaryota; Fungi; Ascomycota; Leotiomycetes; Helotiales; Sclerotiniaceae. The record is from RefSeq and is a predicted model, not a curated record.
AUGCAGACAAAUAACUUCUUCUUGAAAACCAUUCCAUGGCUUCUUACCCUAUUAAACUCCAUCCAGCUCAUCACUGCUGAUACUUCAGCCGGACAGCCAGGCAACCGGAAGUCUCCCAGUCGCUAUGUCUUCGCCCAUUUCAUGGUCGGCAUAGUAAGCAACCGCGCCAGUUCCUCCGAGUACGACACUGAUAUGCGACUCGCUCGCCGCGCCGGCAUCGAUGCCUUCGCUCUCAACAUCGGCACCGACACUUUCACAGACAAACAACUCGACUACGCUUAUGCAUCCGCCGCUACAAACCACAUGAAAGUAUUCUUGUCCUUUGAUUUCAAUUUCUGGAACCCGAGUGAUUCCUCUUCAGUAGGCGCAAAAAUCGCAAAAUAUGCUAAUCAUUCUGCACAAUUGACUGUCGAUGAUAAAAUUUUCGUAUCUACUUUCGUAGGCGAUGCUCUCAACGUCGCAGAUGUGCGAGCAAAAGCAGGGGUUCCAAUAUUCUUUGCACCGAAUUUCAGCCCGGGUUCGUAUAAUUUUCAGGAAUUAGAUGCCGCGUUUAAUUGGAUGGGGUGGCCUAAUAACGGUGUCAACAAAGCGCCUUCUUCUUCGGCAAACUUCACAGUUCGUGAUGGUGAUGUGGCUUAUAUGAAUUCGUUAGCAGGUAAAGAUUAUGUGGCGCCUGCUAGUCCGUGGUUUUUUACACAUUAUGGUCCGGAGGUGCCGUAUAGUAAGAAUUGGGUCUUUCCGGCUGAGGGACAGUGGGUGCAGAGGUGGCAGGAUUUAUUGGGUUUGGGAGCGAGGUUUGUGGAGAUUGUUAGUUGGAAUGAUUAUGGCGAAAGUCAUUACGUAGGCCCGCUAUCUUCACCCCAUACUGAUGAUGGGAACUCCAAAUGGACAAAUAAUAUGCCUCACGGAGCAUGGCUCACACUAGCUACCCCCUUUAUCCGCGCUUUUCAUGCGGGCGUCGCCUCCCCAGCAAAAUACAUAAACCGCGACCUCAUAAUCUACUGGUACCGACCUAAUCCACUCCCCCUCAACUGCGACGCUACCGAUACAACCAUGCUCGAAGCAUCCAAUUCAUCCGGCGAAUAUUUUAACGGCAAACCGAAUGGCUGGGAAACCGAAAGCGACACCAUCUUCGUAACCGCUCUUUUAAAAUCCCCCGGAAACGUAACCGUCGUUUCUGGAGAUGGUGCUUUUCAAUUCAAUGCCAUAAAAGGUGUAAACGCAUUUACAGUACCAAUAGGAGUAGGAAGUCAAAUUUUCGGGCUCUGGAGACGUGGGAAAGUAGUCUUCCAAGAAACGAGCCCUAGGAAUGUAACAGAGAUUUGUGCGUGUGGAAAUUAUAAUUUCAAUGCGUAUGUAGGACAAGUUCCUUCUUCGAGAGGAAAAGAUCAGUUGCCGCCUGCUGGGACGGCUUUGUUGACGAGUGGUAUUAGGGUUCCCCCUGAUCAGUGUGUGGCUGUUACUGGGAGUGCGGGGGAAGUAGGUGAUGAUGAUGGGAGUGUGAGUUUUGCGGAAAGUACGAGUGAGACUUUUGCUAGUAGUGAGAGUGCGAGUGAGAGUAGUACUAAUCAGAAAAGAGCUUUUGGGUUACCAAGUCGCUGGGAGUGGAUUAGGGGAUGGAGGGAUUUUGUGGAUUUGGGUUAG